Molecule: messenger RNA, 7478 nt
Organism: Haliotis rubra (blacklip abalone)
Lineage: Eukaryota; Metazoa; Mollusca; Gastropoda; Lepetellida; Haliotidae
Exons: 18
Coding region: 202-5280 (1692 amino acids)
Biological process (GO): protein deubiquitination
Molecular function (GO): cysteine-type deubiquitinase activity
Source: RefSeq, a predicted model, not a curated record
AGAUAUCCCUCCGCGCUCAUUUGCAUAGCCCCUGAUGGCGCUAGUAGGGCUUGUUGAUUAGCGGACGACAUCAAACAGCCACAACAAGUGGGAAACUUCGCCAACUUUCGUGAGAGUGGAUAUUACUGUGUUUUGUGUUUCGUGGAAAAAUUGGAUUGAUAUGGAUUUGACGUAAGCAAGCUUCUCCUAAUUCCUUCCAAGAUGACGACCAUCAUUGAUGACUUGGAGAGUUAUCUCCCCGCCAACUGCCCGAACCCAUACUAUGACACCUGGGACAGACACAACAGUAUUGCAUUCUCCAAGACCAAGGGUUUACGCAAUGCACCUGGAGAAAACAACUGCUUCCUGAACAGUGCUGUGCAGGUGUUCUGGCACUUGGAUGUGUUUCGACGAAGCUACCGAUGCCUCACAGGCCAUGUGUGCAUGGGCAACUCCUGUAUAUUCUGUGCACUGAAGGUAAUAUUCACACAGCUUCAGUACAGUGAUCAGACAUCACUCCACCCGGAUGCGCUCCGCAAAGCUUUGGCGGAAACGUUCGCCAACCAGCAGCGCUUUCAGUUGGGUCACAUGGACGAUGCUGCAGAGUGCUUUGAGAACAUCCUACGCCGAAUCCACCUCCACAUCGCCAACGACCACAGUGAGGAUGACUGCACGGCACCCCACUGUCUACCACACCAGAAGUUUGCCAUGUCGGUCUGCGACCAGAUCGUGUGUCCAUGUGGAGCAAGUUCCAAGCCCCACAACUUCCAGGAGAUGGUGCACUAUGUGACUGCCAAUAAUCUUGUGUCCCAGGCCCGCGUCAUGCAGAAGAGUGGUGAUAUUCUCCACCCAGACAGGUUCGGUCUUCUACUGAGAAGUGCUGUUGCCAUGGGCGACAUUCGUGCAUGUCCUGGUAACUGUGGGAAAAGUGUCCAGAUUCGAAGAACAUUAAAGAGCUGCCCUGAUGUCGUGAGUGUUGGACUAGUUUGGGACUCCGACCAUCCAAGCAUCGAGAUGACAACUGAGGUAGCCCGAAACAUUGGAACAACAAUUAUGUUGCAGGAUGUGUUCCAUUCUGUGCUACUGGACAUGACUUCCCUUCCCAAGCUGCAUCUGGUUGGUGUGGUGUGUUACUACGGCAAACAUUACUCCACCUUCGUAUUCCACAGCAAGCUGAAAGUGUGGAUCUACUUUGAUGAUGCAACAGUCAAAGAGAUUGGUCCCAACUGGAGCCAUGUUGUAGACAAGUGCAUGCGAGGACGCUACCAGCCGUUGUUGCUGCUGUAUGCCAACCCUGCUGCCACUCCUGUUCCCGUGGAGACCGCUAUGAAGAAGAGAACCAUGGCCGAAGGAUACUCUUUCCCUGCAUCUGCAUAUGACGAUAGUGACAGCGGUUUGGACAGGACACAUGAAAGCAUUAAGAGUAUGCCAGCAAGAAGGUCAAGGACACCAAAUCCCGACCAACAUGCAAACACUGAUACAGGCAGACGGGCUGUGACUCCUGGACCAGAGAAUUGGCAAAAUGAUGCAUCCCGACCGUCUGGCAAGCAGAUUCAAGCUGAACAUAAACGCCAACCAAGUUUUUUGUAUGCCAUGUCGGGAAAACCUACAACCAACAAUGCUCAGCCCAUGGUAAAUGGCAGCUACCAUCCAGAGAGGGAUAUUCUGUAUGGUGGACAGUCCUCCGGAAACCUUCAAACUCUUGAGGAGGAUGGUGAUGGCAACUACACUCUGUCCACAAAGGACCCAUUCAGACGACCAUCUCUCAACUUCGAUCCCACCAACUUACCUGUCACACAGGCCAUGGCGAGAGGGAAUGAAGCCUUAAGGAAGGAUAGCUUCAAGAAGGGAAAGGAGAGAGUCCGCAGUGAUGUUGUAAGGUAUCAAGUCUCUCCAACCAGUCAGCCCACUUCACUGGAAUAUCCCAGGGCCCAUCCAAACACCAUAUCAAGUGGGGAAGAUUCAGUCAGCAUUAAUUCUGACAUUGUCAGCCCGAACCAGCACCGUGUAGUACGUCCAAAACCAUCGUCACAUACCUAUGAGAACAUUGAAAACAUGUCGCACAGCCCAGUCCAGUCUGGUCUUGCAACACUGCCCAGAAAGAAGAAGCUAGUGACAGCAGAACAAUAUCGAUCAGAAUCAGAAAUCAAUGUCCUUAACAGACAGAACUCAAUGGGGAACAUUCACAUCAAAGACCAAGUUAAUAAGCCACUGAACAAAAAGGCAGUGCCUAUUCCUGUGUCGAUGCCUGUUAUACCUAACUCAGCCAACAUGAGGCAGGAGGGUCAGCAAGGAGAUUGUGUAGACGGUGGACCACCUUGUCGAAGAGCUGCACCUCCUCCUCCGGGGCAACCUCAGCGACCUGUUCCCCCAGUUCCCAACCAUGACAAGCAGGGCUCAUCCAGCAAGACAACAGAUGGUAAGAAAAGUAAGGUUAAGAAGUCUGCCAAAAAUGGCGAGAAGAGAAAGAACAAGAAGAACAAAGAUGGAGAUUUUGUGGAUGAUCCAAUCAUGUAUAUUGAGCGAAGUAUGGUUGAGAACAUCCUUAAGCAUCAAGGUGUCCAGAGACAGGGCUCUUCUGUCAGUAAUGCUAGUUACACCAGUGGCAGCAGCAUUGAGUCGGACAGUAUGAUCGGCAGACUUCUAGCAGGUCGGAAUGGUGAGGGGAAAAAGGCCUUGAGUGUGGAGAUUCCAUAUGACAAUGUUUCCAUAGGAUCGUACAAAGAUUCUGGUUAUGGCAGCAGUGAUAGGAACAGUUCCAGCUCAACCGGAAGUGAAACUGUUAAUCCUUACUCCGUGUACUUCCUUUCUAGAGGCAUGAUAGUUCCGAAUUCCAUCAAUAACCAUCACCCAGCCUAUGAUCGCUCCCACAGCUUGAAGUCUAGUCCGAGUCCAGACAGUCAUCAUGAUAACCCUAUGUCCGAAGUUAGCAAGCAGGGUCCUCCAACAAUGAAUGGACAAAUGGGAAGUGACCAACAUCAUCAGAAGCACCAUGAUCAGCUGCAUGGCCGGCAGGUUCUGCAUCCCAUCAAGGAGAGGAGUUUUGAGGACACGCUUAGGUCAUCGCCUGCUCCUUUCCAGGAAGCUACCAAAACUGUGGUUGAGGUGCGACGUCCUGGGCAGCCAGCAUCAUCAUCCCCCAGCCCAGCUCCUUCGCCUCCUGAACCCCUACCGACCACUAUGCAGAGGGAAGCCGCUGUGUGCAGUGACCACUUCCUGAUGUUGUGCCACAAGUCAGAUGAUCUGAUGGAUCAGUGCAUCCUGUCUGAGACUGAUGGGAAACUGGAGGAAGCUCAACGCUUCUGUGACAGCGCCUCUGGUUGCCUCCGUGAAGCGAUGAAUCAGAAAAAUAUCACCCACCAGUCACUAGUCUACGCACAAAGGAAGCAUAACGCGUGUCUUCUGAAGGCCCGGAGUCUGGCACUCCGCAUUAACUCAAGGGCCAUGCAGGACAGGUCUGGUGACUCGCAAUGCAACAGCAGGGUGGCCAUGAACAGCAGUGAUUCGGACACGUCGAGUCAAGAUGGCAGUUCAGUCAGGAGUAGCAGUUCCAGAGACAGACUACAGAAGUGUGCUCCAGGCUCUCUGAACCCUAGUUCCUCAUCUCAGUCUCAUCCUAAUAAGGCUCACUUACGAACUGAUAGUGGGUUGUCUCACCACGAUAGACAGGGUAGCAGUUCCUCUCAACAUCACCGGCAGAGCUCCUCCACGCAUGUAGACGUCCCGCAGAAGGAGCUUCGGGAAGAUGUGUAUUCUCAUCAUCCAGUGACUCGGUCCAACUCGGAUCAGUUCACCCAUAACCAUACCAUGGUUCAUUCUCACACAGACAGUAAUCUCUCCGCAAAGUCAGCUUCCUCUCAUGCUUCAAGUCAAUUUUCUGGAUCUCAAGAAAACAUAGACAUUUAUGCGACCCUUCCCCGGAGGAAGAACAAGAAGCCUGUUGAUCCUAAACCCAAAGACGCAGAUGUGUACCAGUCGUAUCUCAAUAAGCAGAAAUCUUUAAAUUCAAAUAUUAGUGUUGACCACAUGCGGACAUCCUCUGGUUCCAGUACACCAAAUUCUAUGGAUGGGCGGGAAUCUGAUUCGGGUAGCUCCACAGGUCGAUCUAGCAAACUAAGCCAGUCAGAGAUCAGAGAUCUUCUGGAGAGGAAGUACAUGAGAAGACAACAAGAACAGAUCAACCAGAGAUUUUCAAAUUCUCAUCGAGAAAGUUCAUCUUCACAGCCUGUUAAUGGAACACCAAGCUAUCCACAUCAACAACAGCUACACCAACAGCAACAGCAGCAACAACCAGCAUCACACCAGCAGCUCCUCAUACUACCCAGGAAGUACACUGUCUUGAGGCAGUCUGGACCAGGGUCCCAGCAAGCAGGCAACAAACCAACUGUCCCUCAAAAGAAUGUAUCAAUGAGUACCUCGAGAGGUCCAUCCAAUGGAUUGCCACCCAAACCAACAUCAUCGUAUGGCAGCCAAUACCUGAAUGUGCCGCAGCAUCAGGGACGGCCGCUUGAACGAAGCGCCUCACAGCCUGACUGUCAGAAACUUGUAGAUUCCUCGCUCGCUAGUAACCCAGGUGGGCGUGGUCCCAGUAAUUCCCGCCGUGGGCGGGGGGAUCUCCAUCCUCCCUCCUCAUGGCCGGGACAGCUCUCCACAAUGCGCCAAAAUUCGGCAAGCCAGCCCGACUUGCGAAGUAACCAGCUGUUGAUUAACGAUACUUCCUAUUGUGGUAGUGAUAACUCGAGCGAGUUGGAUGACGUAAAACCCAACGUCAGUGUCCGUGCUUUAGCAUCCCGCUUUGAAACUGUGACUGUCGAGCCUCAGACCCGCAGACAUCCUGUCCGCAAACAGAACUCUGAUGCAGGGUACAUUGCCCAGCGACAGAGAAGUAAAUCAGAGUCAAACUCAUCUGUCAAAAAACCCAAGUCUGUGUUGAAGAACAAGAAGGCAAAGAACAAUUGGCCAAGAAAAUCUGUGACUUUUUGUGAAGACAUUGCACGAGUGGCAAAUAUUGAAAACUCCAACCUUGGUUAUGAGUCUGCUGCUGAGACAUCAUCGCCAAGGUUACGUGUUGAUGAUAGGGCAUAUUAUAGUGACGAUGAAGAUAGAUAUAGCCACAAACCAGGGUAUGCAGACUCGGAGGUAGAAGACAUGGACAGUUCUAACAGUGACGAGAGCCCUCCUGCAGGGGUGCCUGGAGACCAGUUAUGUCACUUGUGCAGCAAGAGAUGUGUUGUGGUUGGCAGCCAGUUCUGUGUUAACUGCCAGUUCUAUAUGAGCCGUAUGAUGCCCAACAGUCAAUAAUCUGUCCAAUGUAUAUUUAAUCAUAUCCCUCAGGCAGAGCAUUUCUUUAACCCUUUCUUCCAUGGGUAGAAUAUAAACAUUGAAACGUCCCUUUUAUACAUUUUGUGCCAAUGGUAAUUUUUUGGCAUUGUAGGGCAAGGUAAACAGUAUUUAUGAACGUACAUCAAAAUUUUUAAUUUUCUCAGGGAGAAAAAUUAUUAUGACAUCAUCCAUCAUCGUAUACUUUUACCAUUAUGAUGUAUCUUAACAGAGAAAGGGUUAAUGAAUCUGAAUCUAUUUCGUCCAGUGGCGUUGAUGCCAAGUGAUGCCUUGUCCAAUCUGUCCAUUGAUUCUAUGCACUACUACGCUUUUAUUGAUGAUGUGCUAUGCACUCCUUGUUGCAAGUGAUGUACCGGAGCUGCCUUUUGUAAUUCCCUAUAUAUUUGUAAAAUGGGCUUUGGGAUAUUCAUUUUGGAUUUGGGAGUUUGAUGUCAGCUUCUUCUGUUGCUGAUGUAUAAAUGUUUACUUUAUAUGUCUUCACUCAUAUGAUGGGGUUUGGACUCGAUAUGAAGAGAACAAAUGAUAUUAUUAUUAAGUGUUGUCAAUUCUUUGUCUGGUUAAACCAAAGAUAUGAACAAUAGGAAUGUUAAUUGUAUAGAAUGUUGGCAAUUUUUAUGCCAAGCUUUCGUAAAUUGUACAGAUGUUUGUGAAUUGUUUAGUGUGUGUUAAACACAAUGAUGUAAAUACACAACUGUUGUGAAUAUAGGAUGCCUUGACAUGAUCAGUGAGGUACGGAGCAGGGUUAUUAGUGCGUGGGGGGAUAACACACGUAUCACGCGUCAUUGGACUCCAAAUAUCUUCCACCGUAUCAGCAUCAGACAACUGCCAUUUUCCCCCGUUUUGCUGUAUAUGGUACUGAGUACUAUAUCUGAUACGUGUGUGAUACAGUGAUAUCGCCCCGCACACUGAGAUGUUAAUGUACAGAGAGUUGUACUUAAACAUCUAGUCAGCAUCUAGUGUACAGCACUGUCUCAUCACUUUUUAUAUUUUUAUGAAAAAUAUACAACAGUGCUGGUAACAUUGUUGAAGAGUUUUGUAAUAUCUCAUAUCAUAUUUUCCUUAUGUUUUUUUCAGCCUGUUGAGACAUCACUUGACACAUUGGAUCAUUGUUCCCUAAGGCAGCAUUCUUUUGAGGCUAAUGCAUGACUUGUUUAUUUAUUUUCAAAAUAUGUAUACCAAAUUUCAUAUCAGUCAGUUUUAAUAUGCUUCCAUAUCAUUUUACAUAUUAAAUCCAUUAAUAAUUAUAGGAUUUAUAUCAUGAAACUUUGGCACCUAAAGUAAUGAUUUUUAGGAAAGUGUGUUAUGGAAUGUCAUGCAAGAGUAUUUGUCAACAAACAUUGAAAAACUAGAUAUCAAAGACUUUGUUUCAAAUUCUUCCAAAUUAUGUCUGUGUUGGUGAUAAUGAUUGUCAUUUAUUUACCCUUCCAUUUGCUAAUUCUCAUGUUUAUGUGAUGUCUGAAGUAGAUGUGAGCAUUGGUUAGUGUAAGAGUAAAUUUAAGAUGGCAUUUGAUUUCUAGGAGUUAAAGGUUUAUUGUUUAUCCACCUACAUAUCCUUUUCAAUUUUCAUUUUUCGAGGUUUCAUGAAAAGGAUCACAAUAUGCUAUGCCAAGACAUUAGUCAUGGUGGAUAAAGAAUUAAACUUUAACUAACCGAAAGAUUUGAUUUCAUUUCUUGUAAUAGAUAGGUUUCUUAGGAUACUAAUAAGUUCUUUUUUGUCAUAUCAGCAAAUUGUUUGUUAAAUUAGAAUGUAUAUUUUGUAUCAAAGAUUGUUGCCAGGAAUGUGUGUAAUUCUGCAUUAAGAAAUGUCACAUCCAGCUUGCUUGUUCUCAGAGAGCUUUGCUUAUAUUGCUUUAAGUGUAAAAUGGUACAAAAUGCUGUUUUCUUUGGCAAAAUGUUUCGUACCAGCUGUUUCUAAGGUACUGACUACUAUAGAAUGUUGUCUAGAAUAAAUAUAUGCUUUCUUGGGGAUGGUGAGAUAAAAAAUGGAUCUGAUGAUUUCUGUGACAGAAAUGCACACAGUAACGUAUCAAACUACUAUUUAUUCCAUGACCAUUGUGUUCGUGGAUGACAUUCCAGAAACAUGUACUAUGACCAUUGAUGACAUCAAUCGCAGGCUUAUAUCAUGAAACAAUAUGAAUAAAAUAGUUUACAGAAAUAUA